Messenger RNA from Plectropomus leopardus (leopard coralgrouper), 1609 nucleotides. RefSeq names its product CMP-N-acetylneuraminate-beta-galactosamide-alpha-2,3-sialyltransferase 1-like. Gene Ontology annotation, molecular function: beta-galactoside (CMP) alpha-2,3-sialyltransferase activity. The record is from RefSeq and is a predicted model, not a curated record. Gene Ontology annotation, biological process: sialylation. Gene Ontology annotation, cellular component: membrane. NCBI's taxonomy places the organism in Eukaryota, Metazoa, Chordata, Actinopteri, Perciformes, Serranidae.
ACUCAGCUCAGCAGCCCGGGCUUCACUUAAAGUGGAUCGUUAAAGAAGAGAUGACACAUCAGUCACUCACCUCACAGAGUCAACACUGGAGCAGUCUGUAAAACUGAAUGUGAUUAACCGGGAGCCGUGGAGCUGACAGAAUCAGUGGAUUUACCUUCCUGUGGUUCAGAUGCAUUCUCAAAGACAUCAAUGACUUUUAUUACGGAAAUUCAUGAACCCAAUCCCACGCUGCCUGAAAAAUAGAAACAACAGGGUAUGCUCGUUGGACAGCAGUGAUCUAUUUGAGUUCUGCCAACUGAUUUUUGACUGUGACGACAUGUCUCUUCCCAAGCGGAGGAAAAUCAGGACUUUUGCUCUGCUGUGUUGUGUCAUUACAUUUACAACACUCCUGUUCAGUUACACUUUCCGGGACCCCUCACUCUACUUCUUCAAGUAUGCCUUUCGCCUGUCGGAUAACUUUUUCUCCAAAGGGCUGUGCGCCUGCCAGCAGUGCAUGACGGAGCUGGAGGACGACCCCUGGUUUGCUGAGCGCUUCAAUCAGUCCGUCCACCCUCUGAUGACCAGGGAGAACAGCGUUCUCUCGGAUGAAACCUUUAAAUGGUGGCAGUGGUUGCAGUCAGAGAGGCAGCCGGCCAACUUCAGUGAAGUGGUGGAGGAGCUGUUCCAAGUCAUCCCUGACGAGGUGCUCUACAUGGACGCCAGUCCUGAGCGCUGCAGGACCUGCGCCGUGGUGGGCAACUCUGGGAAUCUGAAGGGGGCCCAGUAUGGCGAUCUCAUCGACUCCUGUGAUUUCAUCAUAAGAAUGAACCAGGCUCCCACCACUGGUUUUGAGGAGGACGUGGGCGCCCGAACAACACAUCAUGUCAUGUAUCCAGAGAGUGCCAUCGACCUGGACAACACCACCAGUCUGGUGCUGAUCCCCUUCAAGACUCUGGACCUGCAGUGGAUCAUUAGUGCUCUGACCACGGGCACCAUUAAACACACGUAUACACCUGUUACAUCCAGGAUAAAGGCAAACAAAGAUAAGGUAUUGAUUUACAGUCCAACAUUUUUCAAAUACGUCUACGAGUCUUGGCUCGAGGGUCACGGACGCUAUCCUUCCACCGGCUUCCUCAGCUUACUGCUCGCUAUCCACAUAUGUGAUGAGGUAAGCGUGUUUGGAUUCGGCGCCGACCAGUACGGAAACUGGCACCACUACUGGGAAGAGAACCAUUUGGCCGGAGCAUUCCGACAUACGGGAGUCCAUGAUGGAGAUUACGAAUAUAAUGUCACCCUGCUGCUGGCAGACAAGCACAAAAUCCGAAUGUUUCGAGGCAGAUGAUACCGAGCCCAUAUGUGCAGCGGGUUGACCACCGAAUGAACCUCGGCAGCCUUCUUAGUGUUUAUUUUUCCCGCCCCUCAUGCUGGACUUUUGUCAUGAUUUCAAAAGACAUUUUCACACGAACUCUUCUGGUCCGUCCAGUUUCUCUCUCUCUUCGCUUAACAUAGUGUUUAAGAUAUGCCACUGCAAUUGACAAACCGGCAGAGUUUUCUGUCUAUGUGUGCCCAGACACAGGCAACGACAGACCAUCAAUAGGACAAAAGCAACACUGCCAUUUGUUUCAGUAAU